This is a messenger RNA of Humulus lupulus (European hop), 845 nucleotides long. Its product is annotated as protein HEADING DATE 3A-like. Bases 99 to 626 code for a protein of 175 amino acids. The transcript is spliced from 4 exons. The record is from RefSeq and is a predicted model, not a curated record. Lineage: Eukaryota; Viridiplantae; Streptophyta; Magnoliopsida; Rosales; Cannabaceae.
CUUGGAUUCUCUAUGUUGGGGUAUAGUGGUGGUAGUAGUCGUAGUAGAAGUAGUAGUUUUGUUUUGUAUUAGUUUUGUUUAAUUAAAAGGUAUUAAGCAUGCCUAGAGAUAGGGACGCUCUUGUACUUGGUAGGAUUAUAGGAGAUGUUUUGGACCCUUUUACAAGGUCUAUAUCUCUCGAAGUGUUUUAUGGUAAUAUUGAGGUCAAUAAUGGUUGUGAGCUUAAACCUUCCCAAAUUGUCAACCAACCUCGAGUCGAUAUUGGUGGGGAAGACCUAAGGAACUUCUACACUUUAGUUAUGGUCGAUCCGGAUGCUCCUAGCCCCAGUAACCCCGACCAAAAGGAGUACUUGCAUUGGAUGGUGACCGAUAUUCCUGGAACUACUGGACCAACCUUUGGACAAGAGGUGGUGUGCUACGAGAGCCCACGGCCGACGGCGGGGAUUCAUCGAUGUGUGUUUGUGCUGUUCCAACAAUUGGGAAGGCAAACUGUGUUCGCGCCGGGGUGGCGUCAGAACUUCAACACCAAAGACUUUGCUGAGAUUUAUAACCUUGGUUUGCCUGUUGCUGCUCUUUAUUUCAACUGCCAGAGGGAGACUGGCUCUGGGGGCAGGAGGCACACAUAGAUCCCAUCCCAUCAUCACCUCCCCUCCUUUAUAAAUUCAUUAAUAUAAUAUAUAUAUAUACAUAUAUAUAUCUAUCGAAUAAGAUAUCUGUAAUGUUUGUAUCUUUAUUGUACAUAAUUCAGCUGGUACGUACCUUGCUAAUUAUAUACGUAAUAUGAGAUACAUUGGAAUAGCACUCACCUCUUAUCAUAUAUGUACAUGCUCAUGACCUUUAUCUUA